ACUUGAUAUGACCUCGCUGAAUUUAUCUCCUUCUAACGAUUUAUAUCCAGAGAUGCGGGCGAGACUCUUGCCAGCUUCAAAGCAUCGUCGCGCCCUCUACCGAAUUUCUAGAUACAAUUUAAUUUUCUGAUAAGACCAGACGGACACGGUUAAAAACCGGACGGAAGAUACGGAAUUGGGGAAACGGAGUAGAUAAUACAAAUAAGAUGUCUAAUUUCAAAGAGGAGACGAUAUGGUCAAAUAUAGCAUUACGAAUAUUAGUAAACACCGCAUCGCACCCUUUAGAAUAUGCCAAAGUUUUGAUACAGAUUGGCUACGAACCUAUUCCACCUCGACCAACGAUCACUGUUUUUGGCAAACCAGCGCUAGCACUGCCCAACAUUUUCCAGUAUGUUAAGUACAUCAAGACUGUUGAUGGUUAUGCUGGUUGUUAUCGCGGACUCGUUCCCAAGCUCUGUGCAAAUGCCAUCAGUGCCCUUGCAUUUCAGAAGACUUCUGAGAAUAUAACAUUCGCUAACGAACCUGAUAAGCAGAUAGAUGAAGAUGAUUUAUCAGACAGUGAGAGGCGAAUUAGGUGCAUCAACGAACUUCUUCGAGACUUAGCCAGUAGAAUAGCUGCCAUUGUCGUUAGUCAUCCCUUCGACGUAAUUACACUCAGAAUGAUGGCACAGUUUGUUGGAGGUGAAACUAAGUAUAAUGGACUGGUGAGGUCUAUAAUUCAGAUCUACAGACAGAACGGAAUAUCCGGCUACUUUGCUGGCUUGGUGCCGCGUCUAAUUGGAAAUAUUGCAUCGCUAAUACUGGCUAGCACGGCUACCUACGCUAUUAACAAGUACAUUAUUCAGGAUAGAGAAAUGCGAAGCUACACUGCAGCAAGCAUGACGUUUGUUGCAAGUGCCAUAACGUACCCAUUCUUGGUUGUUUCUCACUGUAUGGCCGUAAAUGAUUGUGGAUUGGCGGCUGGUUACCCACCGCAAAUGCCGCUCUAUGGAAGCUGGAUACAUUGUUGGGCUCACCUAGCUGCAAAUAACCAGCUAAAACGUGGUAAUAGCGUUUUAUGGCGCUAUUAUACUGGACCAUUUAUAAUUAUAAAUGGCACUGCGGUAUAUGUAAAUAAGGAUAAUUUUCACUCAUAAAAUGUGCAGUGAUAGAUGUACUGGAUAUUGAAAUGUCAGUAACAUAUUUUAAGAAAAAUUAUUCAGAACUGCCUGACAUUGACUUGAAAUUAUUGUAUAGUGAGGAAUUUUGUGUAUGUUAUGCUGUAAUGUUCAUAUAUUUAUUAGACAAAUAUAUUAGGUAUCUCUUUAAAUCAACGAUAACCAUUUUAUACAGUUGUUUUUGCCAGUUCUACAGUGUUAGGUCAAACCUGUAUAAAAUAGGAGCAUUUCAAGUAAAGAGAGUCUAUUAAAAAUCUGUAGAAACUUAAACAAAAUUUUUUGAUACACAAAAGGAACAGUCUUAAUAGAGAUUUCUUAAUUUUCGCGGCUCUUACUGAUUGACCAAUUUGUUUAAACGAGGGGCACGAGGAAAUCGAAGGGAUUUAAACUGAACAAUUUCUUUUAUUAAAAAAGCUUAUCCUACUACUUUAUUCAACAUUUCUUCACUUAAACAAAAUAAUAAUGUGAAUGAUACAUUUUCUCGAGCAAAAUAUUUGUGUGUAUAUGUAAUACAAAUUUUGCAUAUUCUUUUCCUUCAAUUUUAUAUUAUUUCUUGUUAAAUUUUCUUCUUCCAAGUGUCGAACAAAAUUAGCGACAAGUCAAUAAUUAAUUAUAUACUUUUUAAAGCAUUCGGAAACAUUAAAUUCUUCUUUAUACAUAAUGUAUAACAUAUUUUUCUUCCUAGUUUAACGAGUAAUUAAUUGUAAGUAAUAAUUUAUCGCCAUACUCAAAAGCAUUUUAUUAUAGGUAUCUGGUUAUAUCUAUAUUCUAUAUACUAAACAUUUAUAAAAAUUGGUUAAUCUUUAUUGCCUAAGCUUUUCAAAGUACAAUAUACAGUGGUUUGAUAAGAUUCACGUGGGUUAAAUUUCUGUAUGAAAAUAAUGAAUUCGGAGAUCAGAAAAUGCGUAAAAAAUACUAGAAGUUGUAUAAAAACUAAAUCAUGGUCUAGUCGGAACGUUAAUUAAUGAAAUUUCCCUACUGGUCGAGCCACGAUUUCUUCUACGUUUAUCUGUAAAAAUAUAUAGCGACGAAUAUUGAGCAAUGAUUCUAAGAUAUGAACAUACUAAAAAAGUACAUACGUGAAUCGAUGAAAGACAAUUUUUAAUUAGGCAAAAUAAAACGAAAAAUCUUUUUUUUUACGAUGUUUAUGUAACUUUAAAAUCAGAUCUGACACUAUCUUGCAGUUGUAACAACACAGUAUUGAUGCCAAUAUCGAAUAUAUCGUAGAAUAUUGUUGUAAUAUGCAAGAAUUGUGUGUUCAUACAUUACAUAUGUACAUAAAUGCAUGAAUUAUCCGUACAUAUAAUUGAUAUCGAUGAAUUAACAUCAAAAGCUGAAAUUUUAGGCCAAAAAAAUUUCAUGUACCUACCAUGUUGUCUGUGAAACAGAAUAUUCUAGUAGCAGCGAAAAGCAUUACCUGGCUAAAUACUUGACAAACGUAAAAAGUGUGUGUUCUCAGUACGUCGAUCUAUUUUUAAAGACUCUAUUAGAAUGCUACCUUUUUUAUUGUCUAUUCAGAGCUUUCGAUAUGAUAAUUUGUUGACAUCUUUGAAUCCUAGGUGUCGGAUAUUUUUGGUUUUUGUGUUUUUUUUUAUUCUGUACAGUGUUAAUAUCCGAAACAUAAUACAUUUACGUUUAAAGUUUAUAAUCUUUCAUGACAAUCAGGAAUAGAGCUCAAUUGUACCGUCAAGGAAAAGAGUAUACGACGGUAUCGGGGUAGAAAAGAAACGAUGAAUAUUCGCCGAGAUACAUGUACAAGAAUUAUCAACUACACUCCAGUAUUGUAUCUAUAUUAAAUAUGAGCUAGUACAUGUGCAAUUUUUGCAGUAAAACACGAGACUAAUUUCUUAGUUUAUUAACCGUGUCGACAUAAAGAUAGAGUCUUAUACAUUGAUCUAUUUAUUGCUAUUGCUAUCAGAGAAGGAUGAAUUUAUAUUUCAUAAUAUCUAACACAUAUUCAAAUCGAAUAUCGAGUAAUAAUCAGCUGUUAAUGGGUUUCACAUAGUGACGAAUCGGAACUGGUACAAAAAAAAAAGGAAACGAAACAUACAUACAUA
Neodiprion fabricii is the source of this 3214-nucleotide messenger RNA. RefSeq names its product mitochondrial carrier homolog 2-like. Gene Ontology annotation, biological process: transmembrane transport. Bases 207 to 1136 code for a protein of 309 amino acids. The record is from RefSeq and is a predicted model, not a curated record. Lineage: Eukaryota; Metazoa; Arthropoda; Insecta; Hymenoptera; Diprionidae. The transcript has 7 exons.